UAAACUCUGGCGACGUAGAGCAACGGAGAGCAGUCCAGACUAAACACUAGCUAGAAUCUCUUAUUUAUUACCAACCCAAGUGGACCACCAUGGCAUCGGGCGGGGAAUCCAAAAAUGAUGAUCUAUCAACUGCAAUUCUGAAGCAGAAGAACAGACCCAACAGACUGAUUGUUGAUGAAUCCAUCAAUGAAGACAACAGUGUUGUGUCACUUUCUCAGACCAAGAUGGACGAGUUGCAGCUAUUCCGUGGUGACACAGUGCUGAUGAAGGGGAAAAAGAGGCGAGAGACUGUGUGCAUUGUACUGUCUGAUGAUACCUGCUCUGACGAAAAGGUUCGCAUGAACAGAGUGGUACGCAACAAUCUGAGGGUCCGUCUUGGUGAUGUCAUCAGCAUUCAGCCAUGUCCUGAUGUGAAAUAUGGAAAGAGGAUUCAUGUCCUACCAAUAGAUGACACAGUAGAGGGAAUUACUGGCAACCUCUUUGAGGUCUACCUGAAGCCAUACUUCUUAGAGGCAUACAGGCCAAUUCGCAAAGGUGAUAUCUUCCUGGUCAGAGGAGGCAUGCGUGCUGUAGAGUUCAAGGUGGUAGAGACCGAUCCUUCACCUUAUUGCAUUGUUGCUCCUGAUACAGUCAUUCACUGUGAGGGAGAGCCCAUCAGGAGAGAGGAUGAAGAAGAAUCCCUGAACGAGGUGGGCUAUGAUGACAUCGGAGGAGUUAGGAAGCAGCUUGCUCAGAUCAAAGAGAUGGUGGAGCUGCCUCUCAGACACCCUGCACUAUUUAAGGCCAUAGGAGUUAAGCCCCCACGUGGAAUCCUUCUGUAUGGACCCCCUGGAACCGGAAAAACUUUGAUUGCCAGGGCUGUGGCCAAUGAAACAGGAGCUUUCUUCUUCCUCAUCAAUGGCCCUGAGAUCAUGAGUAAAUUGGCCGGAGAGAGCGAGAGUAAUCUGAGAAAGGCCUUCGAGGAAGCUGAGAAGAAUGCGCCUGCCAUCAUCUUUAUCGAUGAACUUGAUGCAAUCGCUCCAAAGAGAGAGAAGACUCAUGGAGAGGUGGAGAGGCGCAUCGUUUCUCAGCUGCUCACUCUUAUGGACGGCCUGAAACAGAGAGCUCAUGUGAUCGUCAUGGCUGCCACCAACAGACCCAACAGCAUUGACCCAGCUCUUAGGAGAUUCGGGCGCUUUGACAGGGAAGUGGACAUUGGCAUUCCUGAUGCAACUGGCAGGUUGGAGAUUCUCCAGAUUCACACAAAGAACAUGAAACUGGCUGACGAUGUUGACUUGGAACAGGUAGCCAAUGAGACCCAUGGGCAUGUGGGUGCAGAUCUGGCAGCUCUCUGUUCUGAAGCUGCUCUGCAGGCCAUCAGGAAGAAGAUGGACCUGAUUGACCUUGAAGACGAGACCAUUGAUGCUGAAGUGAUGAACUCACUGGCUGUUACUAUGGAUGACUUCAAGUGGGCUCUAAGCCAGAGCAACCCAUCGGCACUGAGGGAGACAGUUGUUGAGGUUCCCAACAUCACCUGGGACGAUAUUGGAGGUCUGGAAGAUGUUAAGAGGGAGCUGCAGGAGCUGGUGCAGUACCCUGUGGAGCACCCAGACAAGUUCCUCAAGUUUGGCAUGACCCCAUCCAAGGGUGUGCUAUUCUAUGGUCCCCCUGGUUGCGGUAAGACACUACUGGCCAAAGCUAUUGCCAAUGAGUGCCAGGCGAACUUCAUCUCCAUCAAAGGACCCGAGCUGCUCACCAUGUGGUUUGGAGAAUCUGAGGCCAAUGUCAGAGAGAUCUUUGACAAGGCGCGCCAGGCUGCCCCUUGUGUCCUCUUCUUUGAUGAGCUGGAUUCCAUAGCCAAGGCCCGUGGUGGCAAUGUGGGUGACGGUGGUGGAGCUGCCGACCGUGUCAUCAACCAGAUCCUGACUGAGAUGGAUGGAAUGUCGAGCAAGAAAAAUGUCUUCAUCAUUGGGGCCACCAACAGACCAGACAUCAUCGAUCCUGCCAUCCUGAGGCCUGGUCGUCUCGAUCAGCUCAUCUACAUCCCCUUGCCUGAUGAGAAGAGCAGAAUCAGCAUCCUGAAGGCCAAUCUCCGCAAGAGUCCAAUCAGCAAGGAUGUGGACUUGGACUUCCUGGCUAAGAUGACCAAUGGCUUUUCUGGAGCUGAUCUUACAGAAAUCUGCCAGCGGGCGUGUAAACUGGCAAUCAGAGAGAGCAUUGAGAACGAGAUCCGCAGAGAGAGAGAGAGGCAGACCAACCCGUCAGCUAUGGAGGUGGAAGAGGAUGAUCCUGUUCCAGAGAUCAGAAAGGACCACUUUGAAGAAGCAAUGCGAUUUGCUCGUCGCUCUGUCAGUGACAAUGACAUCCGCAAAUAUGAGAUGUUUGCUCAAACACUGCAGCAGAGCCGGGGCUUUGGCAGCUUUAGGUUUCCUACCAGUACUGCAGGAGGCAGUGGUCCAAGUCAUGGUGCAGGUGGAACUGGCAGUAGUCCAGUGUUCAAUGAAGACAACGAUGAUGAUCUUUAUGGAUAAAUUAUACUGCCCAACAGUGGUCAGUCCUGGGAUCACACCUGUACAAAUUCUCACCAGAUUCCACAUUUUUAGGACUUUGUGCUUCUUUCAUGUGUUUUUUCUUUUUGUAUCAUUUCUUUUUUUUUUUCCCCCUUGGAGAAAGCAUGUAGCCACUUGAUUUACCCUGACUUUGUGGGUGGGGUAAUGGGAUGUUUGAAAAAGGUGAGUGACUGGUGCAAAUAGUUUUUUUUUUUUUUUUUUUUUAUUAAGUUUUUGGUUGUUUUCUUUUUUUUUCUUUAUUUUUAUUUCUUUGUUUAGUUUUUUCCUGGAGGGAAUUGCCAUUUUGAGUGGCCUCAUUCUCAGUAUAUCACAAACAAAUUGAAUGGCUAUAUUGACGCGAUUAUAUGCUAGAUUUGGAAAGGAAAAAAACAAACAUAUUGCUGAUGAUUACUUUUUUCUUUUUUAAAAUAAACAGUAGCAUAUAAUGUAUUUCAGAUUUGUCAAGGUUAUGUUGUUGAAAAUAAAAUUUCACCAAAUGGA
Messenger RNA from Cololabis saira (Pacific saury), 3029 nucleotides. RefSeq names its product valosin containing protein (gene vcp). The transcript has 17 exons. The record is from RefSeq and is a predicted model, not a curated record. The coding region runs from base 90 to 2510 and encodes 806 amino acids. Lineage: Eukaryota; Metazoa; Chordata; Actinopteri; Beloniformes; Belonidae. Gene Ontology annotation, biological process: retrograde protein transport, ER to cytosol; autophagosome maturation; mitotic spindle disassembly. Gene Ontology annotation, cellular component: VCP-NPL4-UFD1 AAA ATPase complex; cytosol; nucleus. Gene Ontology annotation, molecular function: polyubiquitin modification-dependent protein binding; ATP binding; ATP hydrolysis activity.